AUGAGAGGAAUGCUAACACAGUUCACAGACUAAAUAGCAAAUACUUUUUUUAAGUUACGUUGUUGUCACGGUUUAAAGUGAGGCUUUGUGUCGUAAUGUUGCCAAUAAACACCGUGUGUUUUAGGAGCCAGACCAGCUUUAGAAGUCAUUUCGCGGCUCUUUUUCAGCUGUCGAGGCUAAGGGAUAAAGCUAACGUUGCACACUUCAGUCAUUCUGCAGGACUGUCAGCACAAACAUGCAGGGCACUUCAGUACAAAAAGCACGGAGACCCUUCUCAAGUCGUCCAGUUGGAUGAUGUGGACCUUCACCCCAUGGGUGCCAAAGACGUGCUUGUUAAAAUACUGGCUGCUCCUAUUAACCCAUCUGAUAUCAACAUGAUUCAAGGUACAUAUGCUAUCCUGCCUGACCUUCCUGCUACUGGGGGCAACGAGGGGGUGGCCCAGGUUAUAGAGGUGGGCAGUCAGGUGACAUCCUUAAAAACUGGAGACUGGGUCAUUCCAAAAGAUGCUGGUCUAGGUACGUGGAGGACAGCAGCAGUUCUGUCGGAAGACGAUGUCAUCUCACUGCCAAAUGACAUUCCCUUGUUGGCUGCAGCCACACUGGGUGUAAACCCCUGUACUGCUUACAGAAUGCUUUGUGACUUUGAAGAUCUCAAGCCAGGAGAUUCAGUGAUUCAGAAUGCGGCGAACAGUGGAGUUGGACAGGCUGUGAUACAGAUAGCUGCUGCUAGAGGACUAAACACUAUUAAUGUGGUCAGAGACAGGCCAGAGUUCACACAGCUCAGCGAUAGGCUAAAGGUCAUUGGAGCCACUCAUGUGAUUAAGGAAGAGACACUUAGGCGGCCUGAAAUGAAGGAACUGUUCAAAACUUGUCCAAAGCCUAAACUAGCACUGAAUGGAGUUGGAGGCAAAAGUGCAACUGAACUGCUUCGUCAUUUACAGGUUGGGGGAUCCAUGGUGACAUAUGGAGGCAUGGCCAAACAGCCUGUAACUGUUCCAGUGAGUGCCCUUAUUUUCAAAGAUGUGAAAGUUCGAGGAUUUUGGGUCACUCAGUGGAAGAGAGACCAUUCACAUGAUGGCAGCGCAUUCAGAGACAUGUUGGAUGAGCUUUGCUCCCUCAUCAGGCAGAAAAAGCUGACAGCCCCUGUUUGCACUGAGGUGAACCUCCAGGAGUACCGCAGAGCACUGGACGCAGCCAUGCAGCCUUACACCUCUGCUAAACAGGUCCUGAUCAUGUGAACAGUCUGCUGUCAUCAACGCAUGAAGUCAAACCAGGACAUUAUUCUUCACCACCUCAUGCAAAUAUGUUGCUCAAGAAUAAAUUAAAUGAAUAUAUCCUCGCCUCAGGCUCAUA
Messenger RNA from Sphaeramia orbicularis (orbiculate cardinalfish), 1353 nucleotides. Its product is annotated as enoyl-[acyl-carrier-protein] reductase, mitochondrial-like. Gene Ontology annotation, cellular component: mitochondrion. Gene Ontology annotation, biological process: fatty acid metabolic process. NCBI's taxonomy places the organism in Eukaryota, Metazoa, Chordata, Actinopteri, Kurtiformes, Apogonidae. Gene Ontology annotation, molecular function: oxidoreductase activity. The transcript has 10 exons. The record is from RefSeq and is a predicted model, not a curated record. Bases 96 to 1238 code for a protein of 380 amino acids.